ACUCUCCUACUUUCAACAUCACGAUCCAUCGCUAGCCGUGCGAACCGCUGAACUAUCGCAUCAGAUCACAGUUCGCUAUGUGAGUCAUUGAAACUUUGAGACCCUGACGGAGAUAUCAAAAUCCGGCAAAGGCAGCAAUGGUGAUAUAAAGCGCUGGUCGAAGAGACCUUUGCUUGACGUUCCAGAUCAGUAGGUUCAUCUACUGUUCAUCUAACCAUGCUCACAAUCCAUCACCUUCAGCGCGGUCAAAGUGAACGGAUCGUAUGGCUGUGCGAAGAACUAUCCAUUCCCUAUGACUUGAAGCUCUAUCAGCGCAGUCCAUUCCUCUCCCCGCCAGAGCUCAUCGCGUUGUCACCCCUCGGAGCGGCACCCGUCAUUGAAGAUCCUAUUUAUGAUACAGCCAAACCGCUCAAGCUGGCGGAGAGCGCCGCAAUUGUCGAAUACAUCAUCCACAAACAAGGCAAUGGCCGACUAGCGCUGGCCCCUACUCACAAUGAUUACGCCGAUUAUCUGUACUGGUUCCACCUGUCCAAUGGCAACUUACAGCCUUGCAUACAGAGAAGUAUGCACUUUCGAAUGCUCAAACUUGGACCAGACAACCCCCAGCAAAAGAACGUCGAUGCACGGCUGAAGAAGGUCCUCGACCUGUACAAUGAGCGCCUGACCGAGGUACCGUGGCUGGCGGGAGAAGAAUUCACCGCGGCGGACAUCAUGAGCGUCUUCUCCCUCACCACAAUGAGACUUUUCUACCCUAUCGACUUGACACCGUACGACGGUAUUGUCUCAUGGCUACAACGAGUUGGACAGCGACCCGCGUAUCGUGCCGCAAUGGAAAAGAGCGAUCCUGGAUUCACUCCAUUAUUGGCAGCUGAAGAGCCAGAGCCGUUCCCGGGACUCUACAGAUAAUCGUCGGAAUUGUCAGGCAGCUGAUCUACCCGCAACGGUCACCACGAAGACCACGCGCUGUAAUAGGCGAGGAAGGCUUAUAUGAACCAGGCACACAACU
Exophiala viscosa is the source of this 1006-nucleotide messenger RNA. RefSeq names its product putative glutathione S-transferase. Bases 217 to 906 code for a protein of 229 amino acids. Lineage: Eukaryota; Fungi; Ascomycota; Eurotiomycetes; Chaetothyriales; Herpotrichiellaceae. The record is from RefSeq and is a predicted model, not a curated record. The transcript has a single exon.